Candidula unifasciata is the source of this 1632-nucleotide messenger RNA. Lineage: Eukaryota; Metazoa; Mollusca; Gastropoda; Stylommatophora; Geomitridae. The record is from the annotation of a GenBank genome assembly.
AUGAUAUCGGUAGACAUAAAGAGAAACUUUCGGCAAGGUUUGAACCUGACUCAAAGUCACCUGCAGCAGAUCUGUGAGCUGAAUGUUGACUCAAAGCAUCCUACUUACAGAAUGACAAACAUAAUUUGCACUAUUGGUCCAGCUUGUGAUAGCACUGCUAUUUUGUGUGAGCUCAUUGAGAAGGGAAUGAAUAUCUGCAGGUUCAACCUGGCCCAUGUUGAUCACAGUUACCAUUUGUCUGCCUUACACAAUCUGAGGGAUGCCAUCUCUAAAUCAAAACACAAAGUGCACUCUCAAGUAGCCACAGCUGUUGAUAUCUGUGGCCCUGCUGUACGAAUUGGCAAAUUUAGGAAGGAUAUAACACAACCGUUUUUCCUGAAAAAGGGAGAGAAGUGCAUACUAACCAGUGAUGAGAGUUAUGCUCCCAGCUGUGAGAGAGAGAUAAUCUAUGCUUCAAAGAGCUUCAUUAAUAAAGCAGAAAUUAACAGUCACAUUUAUAUUGAAGAUGGGCCACUCUGUUUAAUGAUCCAGGAGAAAGAUGGUACCAGCCUUAGAUGCCUGGUCACUCAAGAAGGGGAGAUUAACAGCUACAGUCACUGCCAUGUUCCAAGGACUUUGCCAUCUGACAGUGUAGAGCUGACAGACAAAGAUAAGGAAGAUAUUGAUUUCUGCAUUCAACACAAGAUGGACAUGGUGUUUGUUUCCUGGGUGUGGUGCCCAGAGAUUAUCAUUAAAAUUCGAGAGCACCUUGGUGAGGCAGCUUCCAACGUCAAGAUCAUUGCAAAGAUUGAGAACUACGAAGGCGUUAAAAGAAUUGAUGAAAUACUGGCAGUGGCUGAUGGAAUUUUGGUGGGGAGAGGUGACCUGGGCAUUGAUGUUCCACCAGAGAAGGUUGUUUUAGCUCAAAAGAUGAUCAUCGGUCGAGCAAAUAUGGCUGGGAAACCAGUCAUCUGUGCAGCACAGAUGUUGGACAGUAUGGUCAACAACCCUCGCCCAACCAGAGCUGAAGCUAGUGAUGUCGCCAAUGCUAUCCUGGAUGGUGCUGACUGUGUGAUGUUGUCUAAAGAAACUGCUAUUGGAAAAUUUCCAGUUAAAGCUGUAGAAACAUUAGCUUCUAUCUGCAAAGAGGCUGAGAAUGCAUUAUACCAUGCAAGAUUAUUCCAAGACUUGCAGUCUGUAACUCCCAUCCCAACAGACAGUGCCCAUUCUGCAUCUAUUGCCGCAGUUGAGGCAGCAUUUCGUUGCCGUGCCUCUGCCAUAGUUGUUGUAACAAACUCAGGAAGAUCAGCGACAAUGAUUGCCCGUUACCGUCCUCACUGUGUCAUCAUUGCUGUGACCAGGUCUCACCACACAGCUCAAUACCUCAACCUCUAUCGUGGAAUCUUUGCCGUCCUCUACACAGAUACAACAAGUGUUGAAUGGUAUGCAGAUGUUGAUACCAGGAUUGACCAUGCCCUCAACAUUGCAAAGGGUCAAGGUUAUGUCAAGGCUAAAGACAUUGUGAUACUAGUGACUGGCUACCAAACAGGUCCAGGCUGCACUAACACAGUCCGCAGUAUUGUGGUCCCUUGUGGAAAUGAAAAGACACACUUUCUUAACAUCCAAAGCACCACAGAUCACCUGGGAGUCUAA